CUCGUCCUCCAGAGUAAAAAAGAGAUCGCUUCCUUCUCUCUAUUUAACGGAAUCCGUUAGUUGUUAGCGGAGAUGCAAGGGAUGUGGUCCGAUGCGUUAACUGACGGAGGUGGUCUCGAGCUGACGACACCAACGAACGCGCCGUUAUCGAUCGACGUGGCGGAGACGCCGGAGAAGAGGAUCCAACGGCUGAUUUCGGAGAACCCGGCGAUCAUCUUCAGCCGCCCGUCAUGCUGCAUGUGCCACGUCAUGAGGCAGCUGCUUGCCUCGCUGGGCGUGCACCCCACCGUGAUCGAAUUGGACGAUGGAGAGAUGGACGACGCGAGACAAGCGCUCCGCGCGCACGGUAGCGUGUCGGGCGACGGUGCGCCCGCGAUCUUCAUAGGUGGGGCUUACGUCGGCGGGCUGGACAGCCUGAUGAAGCUGCAUCUCAGCGGCGGACUUGUGCCGAAGCUGAAAGAAGUUGGCGCGGCUUGGCUAUGAUGACGGGCGUGGCCUGGUUUCCGUAAUUUUUCUGUCCAUUCUAGGGUAAUAUUGUCAAAUUCCCUUCCCUCACACGAGCAAACCCACACGGUCAUCCGACCUGGCACUUGGGCAGGAGAUCUAUCAAGUGGGACCCACCUUGUAGAUAAUUUGCCCAAAAUCUCUGGAUAUUUUAUCAGAAAGGAUACUCACGAGUGAAAAAUAGAUGGACGGUAGAUCGUCCGUUGUGUCGUACAUGUAGGCCUAUCCAAUAGUCUAAAAGCUUGCAUUUUCUCUCAGAUCAUCUGUACAGUGCGUUCCCCAGGAUGCACGGUUUGGAUGAUCUUUUUGCCAGUUUCGCACGUGUGAUUGCUUGUAGGGAUGCUCAUGGAAAGUUGCGUGUAAGGUUAGCAGCUCUCAGGGUUAUAUGGUUGUAAUUUCAAGGCUUUAUGAACUGGGUUUGGGUUUUGUCACAAGAAAAGACUGAUAUUUAAGUUGUGGUGUCU
This is a messenger RNA of Magnolia sinica, 968 nucleotides long. Its product is annotated as glutaredoxin-C6-like. The record is from RefSeq and is a predicted model, not a curated record. Bases 73 to 483 code for a protein of 136 amino acids. The transcript has a single exon. Lineage: Eukaryota; Viridiplantae; Streptophyta; Magnoliopsida; Magnoliales; Magnoliaceae.